AUGAUGGAUCAUUUAAGCAUCCUGCAUACACUGUUGCUGAGUUUGAUGACUUCACUAUCUUUUGGGGAAAUCGCUCAUUACUAUAUCUAUGAAGAGGAAGCACCAGGAACAGUAAUUGCAGUUUUAUCAGACCACCCUAUGUUUAACUCCACGGAACGACCAGCUACCAAUUUCCGCCUCAUGAAGCAGUUUAACAACUCUGUUAUCCAUGUCCAAGAGAGUGAUGGGCAGCUGACCAUUGGUGAAACAAUAGAUCGAGAGAAGAUCUGCAGACAAUCUCCAAACUGUAUUUUGGCACUGGAUGUGAUCAGUUUUUCAAAGGAUCAGCUACAACUGAUUAACGUGAAACUGGAGGUAAGAGAUAUUAAUGACAACAGACCCCAUUUCCCCAGCUCUGAGAUGCAUGUGGACAUUUCUGAAAGUUCAUCCGUGGGUACUCGAUUUCCUUUACAAAUUGCAAUUGAUGAAGAUAUUGGGACAAACUCGAUCCAAAACUACGAACUCUCUUCCAAUAGUCAUUUUGCCAUUGAUGUUUUGACCAGAGUAGAUGGUGUUAAAUAUGUUGACUUUGUGUUAAUUAAAGAGUUGGACAGAGAAAGUACAUCUGCAUAUACAUUGGAACUUGUGGCUAUGGAUGGUGGAAGCCCAUCACUUUCUGGCAAUACAGUAGUUAAUGUUCGUGUCCUGGACUUUAAUGACAACAGUCCUGUAUUUGAGAAGAGUGCUGUCAUUGUGGACAUCAUGGAGGAUGCUCCUGUAGGAUACAUUCUACUAGAUCUUUAUGCAGAAGACCCUGAUGAAGGUUCAAAUGGAGAAAUUAUUUACAGUUUCAGCCCUCAGGUCUCUCCAGAGGUACGUCAGCUUUUUAAAAUUGAUCCUAAAUCUGGAGGUGUAACCCUUGAAGGCAGAAUUGACUUUGAAAUUAAACAGACCUAUGAGUUUGAUGUACAGGCUCAAGAUGUAAGUCCUAAUCCAUUAACUGGUAACUGUAAAAUAACUGUGAAUGUCAUUGAUGUUAAUGAUAAUGCCCCAACUAUCAGCAUCACUCCUCUGACUUCUGUGGACAAAGGCAUAGCCUACCUAAGUGAAUCAUCUGCAAUGAACAGCUUUGUAGCGCUAAUCAGCACCACUGACAAAGACUCUGGGUCAAACAGUCAAGUCCACUGCACACUGUAUGGACAUGAACAUUUCAAGUUAAAGCAAGCUUAUGAUGACAGCUUCAUGAUAGUCACCACCUCAGGUCUUGAUCGUGAAAAGAUAGCAGAAUAUAACCUUACAUUGGUGGCAGAAGAUCUAGGAUUCCCUUCACUGAAAACCAUAAAGCAAUAUACCAUCAGGGUGAGUGAUGAAAACGACAAUGCUCCUCAAUUUACAAAGCAAAUAUAUGAACUGUCUCUCCUGGAAAACAAUCCUGCUGGUGCUUAUAUCACUGCACUGACUGCUAAAGACCCAGAUUUUGGGCUCAAUUGCAAAGUAUCUUAUAAACUAGUUGAUGCAAAAAUAAUGGGCCAAUCAUUAUCCACAUUUGUUGCUAUUGAUGCAGAGUCUGGUGUAUUACGAGCUGUAAGGUCUUUGGACUAUGAAAAACUUAAACAGCUGGAUUUUGAGGUUGAAGCGUCUGACAAUGGUGAACUACAGCUUUCAACCCGCACUCAUGUGAAAAUCAAAAUUAUAGAUGAGAACGACAAUGCACCUGUGAUAACAUUCCCUUUCUUGGACAAUGGAUUGGCUGAAGUUAUGUUGCCAGUCAAUGCUCCACAAAAUUACUUAGUUUUACAGCUUAAAGCCACAGAUAAAGAUGAUGGACUGAAUGGCAAGCUGAUUUACUCUAUUGUACAGGAUAACCAGAAACUAUUCACUAUGAACAGAGAGAAUGGCGAGUUAACAUUAACCAGAAAAAUUGACUCAUUGCAGGAUAAAGACUUGAGUAUCAAAAUUGCCGUCUAUGACAGCGGAAAGCCUCCCUUACAAUGCAACGUAACUGUAACAUUUAUUCUCACUGAUUCAUUUUUAUCGAAUGUAGAAGUAGUUAUUAUGCAAACAUCUGCACAGCAAGACCAGAUGGACUUGUCCAUAGUCUUCGUAGCUGUUCUAGCUGGAGGCUGUGCCUUGAUCCUAUUUGCCAUUUUGUUUGUGGCCUGUUCUUGUAAAAAUAAAUCCAACAAUUCCAAGACAGACAUUGAAGACCAAAAGAUGAAAGAAGAAGGAAAAGACCAACUACUAAGUGAUACAACUAAGAAGACUGAGUCAAGCUCUUCUAUCUCUCAUUCUGAAUCAUGUCAGCUGUCACUUAACACCGAGUCAGAAAACUGCAGCCUAACAUCCCUAAGUGAUGAGUGCAAAGACCUCACAAGAGCUUCACAAAGUUCAGAUUCUGCCCUUGUAUGUCCUUCAUCCAGAUGGCAAUGCAACAGUUCUUUAGGGACUAUAAGUGUAAGUUCUCAAAUUGAACAUUUAAGUACAAAGGAGAGUGGCAAAGGAGACAGUGGCAAAGGAGACAGUGACUUUAUUGACAGCGACUCUGAUGCUAGUGGAGAAAGUGGGAAAAAAGACUGCUGUAUAACCACACAGAAACAAACUAGUUCCACAUACAUUGGAAACUCAUCAGCAUACCAAAAUACAGAAAGUCAAUUUGGUCAUCCAAGCAGUAAAGCUCUCUAUCCUGGAAAUUUUACAAUGCAAUACGAAAAGGGAUACUCCAUGUCUUAUUCCUUAGUCCCCACUUACAACUCAUACCAACAUCAUAGAAUACCCAAUGUGCAUAUCCCCCAUUAUGCACUGAAAGAAUCCUACUAUCAUAGCAACAGUAUACCAGAUGAAAGGAUGCACAGACAAUGUGAACGAGACCUGAUUAGUAGACAGACCACACUCUCUCCACCCCGACUGUCCAGAAGAUACCAGGAAAAAAGUUAUAAUCCACCACUCACAUUACAACCUUGUGAAAUAGCAACUACAUUUUAG
This is a messenger RNA of Bufo bufo (common toad), 2961 nucleotides long. Its product is annotated as protocadherin-8-like. Gene Ontology annotation, cellular component: plasma membrane. Lineage: Eukaryota; Metazoa; Chordata; Amphibia; Anura; Bufonidae. The transcript has 4 exons. The coding region runs from base 1 to 2961 and encodes 986 amino acids. The record is from RefSeq and is a predicted model, not a curated record. Gene Ontology annotation, biological process: homophilic cell-cell adhesion. Gene Ontology annotation, molecular function: calcium ion binding.